UUUAACGAUGAAUUUCGCGAUUGUUCUGUUGUGUUUGGGGCUCUUGUAUCCCCUGGUGGUAUUCGGGUCCCCCAAAAAAUAUCAAGCGGAAGACGGAGGUUUUAGUCCCAGUCACAGAUACUACGAGUCGGACCUGCCCUAUAAAAAUAAAUCGGGUUAUAUCCCCAAGAACCCAAUCGCCGAACCGAAGAAGGACUUUUCGGAUCCGAAAGAGUCCAGGUUCGGGCUCGUUUCUUAUGGUAGCACCGGAGGAGGAUCCUACGGCAGCUCAGGCACUGGAGUCUCUUACGGCACAAUGAAACUGGACAUCGGUGGAGUCGCUCUAGGAGUGCUCCUUGGUUUAAGCAUCAUCCUAAUAGUCCCCAAAAUCUCUCAAGUCUUGGGGGCAGUGCACGGAGGAUACGGACGAAAUUUAGAUGAUGACAUGUCGGCCAUCACCAACCUGUUGGCCAGAAUCGACAAUUCUUUGGCAGCCAACGAUAUCGACAGCACGUCGUGUACACAGAGGAUCAUUUGCAGUGUUGUGAAUGAUGCCGCCAGGAAUGAGAAAAGUGGAGAGGCGACAGCUAUGGACCAGUUUAUUUUAAGUUUUGCCAAAAACUCCUUAUUCACGUACGUCCUGGAUGGUACAGCAGUUAAAGAAGCACUGGAUAUAGGAAAAUCCAACGAUGCCGAGAGCUGCGUCGCCAGAUACAGCAAGUGCCCUCUGACAAGGGAGAAAGUGUUAAAAAUAAUGGCCAAUCUCGUGCCUACUAAUACGAAAUAAUUUAAAAAAUAAAUAGAUGAAUAU
This is a messenger RNA of Anthonomus grandis grandis, 790 nucleotides long. RefSeq lists its product as uncharacterized. The record is from RefSeq and is a predicted model, not a curated record. NCBI's taxonomy places the organism in Eukaryota, Metazoa, Arthropoda, Insecta, Coleoptera, Curculionidae. The transcript has 5 exons. The coding region runs from base 8 to 766 and encodes 252 amino acids.